Camellia sinensis is the source of this 1768-nucleotide messenger RNA. RefSeq names its product ammonium transporter 2 member 5. Gene Ontology annotation, molecular function: ammonium channel activity. The record is from RefSeq and is a predicted model, not a curated record. Gene Ontology annotation, cellular component: plasma membrane. Lineage: Eukaryota; Viridiplantae; Streptophyta; Magnoliopsida; Ericales; Theaceae. Gene Ontology annotation, biological process: ammonium transmembrane transport.
AGAGAGUGACUUACCCAAAAAAAAAAAAUGAAUAUCUCAGCCCCCCUAAUGAAUAUCUCACCCCCCCUCCCUUCUAACUUGGCAACCAAUGAUGCAAGCCCAGAUUGGAUGAACAAGGGGGACAAUGCGUGGCAGCUUGUGGCUGCUACACUUGUCGGUCUUCAGAGUGUCCCGGGACUCAUACUUUUGUAUGGAGGUGCUGUGAAGAAGAAAUGGGCUGUGAAUUCAGCUUUUAUGGCACUCUAUGCUUUUGCUUGUGUAUUUGUUUGUUGGGUAGGUUGGGGAUAUCAGAUGUCUUUUGGGGAAAAACUCAUUCCGUUUUGGGGGAAGGCUAAUGUUGCGUUGGACCAAGCGUUUCUCCUUGAACAGGCAUCCAGUAACAUGUUUCCUAACGCAACAAUGGUGUUUUUCCAAUGCGUUUUCGCAGCUAUUACUCUGAUUUUGAUCGCCGGAGCCUUGUUGGGGAGGAUGAAUUUUUAUGCCUGGAUGCUUUUUGUGCCUCUGUGGCUAACCUUUUCAUACACUUUUGGAGCAUUUAGCAUUUGGUGUCCACAAGGUUUUCUGUAUGAGAUGGGCAUCAUUGAUUUUUCUGGUGGUUAUGUGAUCCAUUUGUCUUCUGGAGUAGCCGGUUUCACAGCAGCAUAUUGGGUUGGUCCUCGUACAACCAAAGAUAGGGAAAGGUUCCCUCCAAACAACAUCCUACUUAUGAUGGCAGGAGCAGGAUUGCUAUGGAUGGGUUGGACUGGGUUCAAUGGAGGAGGCCCUAGCGUAGUAAGCACUGACGCCUCAUUGGCUGUCUUGAACACACAUGUAUGUGCCGCGACAAGCAUACUGACGUGGAUCAUCCUCGAUGUCAUCUUCUUCCAAAAACCCUCAAUAAUUGGUGCAGUGCAAGGCAUGAUCACCGGUCUAGUUUGCAUCACCCCUGCAGCCGGUGUUGUACAAGGAUGGGCAGCCAUACUAAUGGGAAUUUGCUCGGGAUCGAUUCCAUGGUUCACUAUGAUGGUUGUCCAUAAAAAGUUUGAGCUCCUUCAAAAGGUCGAUGAUACAAUGGCUGUUCUACACACACACGCCAUCGCAGGAAGCCUUGGAGGAAUCCUCACUGGUCUCUUAGCUGAACCAAGGCUAAAUUUUUUGUUCUACAAAGACUAUAAUAGGUAUGUUGGCCUAUUCUAUGGCUUUGACAUGGGAAAGGAAAAUAUCCACUUAGGGUUUCGACAAAUUGGGGUUCAAGUAAUUGGUAUUCUGUUUAUAGUUGUACUUAAUGUUGUGAGCACAAGCUUAAUAUGCCUUCUAGUGAAAGUCAUUGUGCCUCUGAGAAUGUCUGAUGAAGAUUUAGAGAUUGGUGACGAAGCUGCUCAUGGAGAGGAGGCUUAUGCUAUCUGGGGUCAAGGAGAUAGGGUUGAGAAUUCAAGGUAUUCGACUUACAAUGAUAUCGAAAUGCCAGUGAGUAAGAAAUCUGCUAUAGAUGAGAGUAAAUGAAACUCCUAAUUAUAAUGAGUGUCUAAUGUGUCCUUUGCAUCAAAGAGACUUCCAUUUCCUUUCAUAUGUUUUUUUUUUUUUUUUUUUUUUUUGUAUUAAAAUGAAGUCAUUUUGUUUGAAAUGACUUGUUCAUAAAUUUUACAGUUCAGUGCUUGGAAAACAUGAAUAAACAACUUCUUAUGAUAGUGGAGAAGCUUCCAUUUUGAGAUAAUAAAAGACUUUAAUGUAAUUAACUUUGCUUUUGCUAGUUGAUAUAUAUAUGCAUAUUUGAUCCCAAGUUAAUAUU